Messenger RNA from Phaedon cochleariae (mustard beetle), 456 nucleotides. Lineage: Eukaryota; Metazoa; Arthropoda; Insecta; Coleoptera; Chrysomelidae. The record is from the annotation of a GenBank genome assembly.
AUGCACCUGAAACAGUACAACAGCCAUCUGGAACACUUCAACAACCAUCUUGAACACUGCAACAACCAACUGAAACACUGCAACAACCAUCUGGAACACUGCAACAACCAUCUAAAACACUGCAACAACUAUCUGGAACACUACAACAACCAUCUGAAACACUGCAACAACCAUCUAAAAUACUGCAACAACCAUCCGAAACACUGCGACAACCAUCUGGAACACUGCCAGAACCAUCUGAUUUACUGCAACAACCAUUUGAAACACUUCAACAACCAUCUGAAACUCUGCAACAUCCAUCUCAUACACUGCAACAACCAUCUGAAACACUGCAACAACCAUCUGAAACACUGCAACAACCAUCUGAAACACUGCAAUAACCAUCUGAAAGCCUUGCAAAUAAAAAUGACCGAGGUUCGCUACUACCCCUUAGUCAAGCAUUUGACAACCACUUAA